AUGACACCAAGAAAGUUAUUGCUCUGCCUUCUCUUUGGAUUCGAAAUAUGUCCAUCAAAAUGCAAAGAUUCCUACGUGGAUCGUGUAUGUGGCGAAGAUCAAAAGAAUCUAUGGUUGGAUAUUGUCUGUGUAGUGGAUAAUUCAGCUGGAAUGACCAAUGUCGCUGCGUUGAUUUCGUCACUUUUCGUUGAUGGCCAACAACUGGGAAUUCAACCGAACAACCCUAGAACCACAAGAGUUGGAAUUGUAACUUAUAACCAAGGAGCACAUGUCAUUGCCGAUUUAAACAACUUCACUUCUGUUGAUGAACUCAUAGAUAAAACAUUCCGUGUUUUGAAUCAAGUGUCAACGUCAUCUGAUUCAUACUUGCAUGCUGGAUUAGAAGCAGCGAAUGAUCUUCUAGAACAACAAAGUUUCAAUACUGCAAGAGGACAUUAUCAAAAAUUGGUUAUUGUAUACACCUCCGAAUACAAAGGAACAGGAUCACAGGAUCCACUUCCAUUGGCCACUCGUAUGAAGCAAACCGUUUCAAUUGCUACAGUCGCUUACAAUCGAGAAGAUGAUCUUGGAGUCCUUUCUGAACUUACAAAAAUAGCGACGCCCGGAUAUAACUUUACAAAUGAUGAGGAUAUUGUUGCAGAAUUGAGAUCAGCCAUGCUCCAAGUCAAUUGUUACUGUCCAAAUGGAUGGUUCCAAAUGCGACAGAGCUAUGCAAAUGAGAAUUCAUUGAAGUACGGUGUCUGCCUUCUUCCAGUCACAUUACAAGCCACGUGGCUUGCAUCGAAGUUCUCAUGCAGAAAUCACUGGAACAACGGGUUCCUGGUAAACGAAUACACUCAGAUGAAACACGAUUAUGUUCUAGAAGUCGUUAGAAAUAAUACUGCGUUCAAACAGCCAUACAUGUACUUCAUCGGUCUAUCGUAUUCGAAUGGGAAUUGGCAAUGGAACAGCCAAAUGGAAUGGAUCCAAUUGUGUUUAAAAACUGGAAUGCCUGGAAUCCCGGAUUCCCCACUGCUUCAUCAACAGCGAUUGUUGUUGUGA
This is a messenger RNA of Caenorhabditis briggsae, 1041 nucleotides long. Gene Ontology annotation, biological process: innate immune response. Lineage: Eukaryota; Metazoa; Nematoda; Chromadorea; Rhabditida; Rhabditidae. The transcript has 6 exons. Bases 1 to 1041 code for a protein of 346 amino acids. The record is from RefSeq and is a predicted model, not a curated record.